GGGAUUUCAUCGAGUGUGGUUGGCGUCUUAUUUUAAUUAUUCUUAAAUUCGUUCAUAGUGGAUAUUGUGAAAUAAAAUUGGUGUGAUUUUGUGUUACAACUGUCUGCGUAACUGAAGAAUUAGUAGAAUCGUCAAAAUAUACGCUAUUCCGGUCAAGAGGACGUGGGAAUUUUAUUGUAGUAUUAACUACCUCACAGAAGCUUAUCGAAAAAGCCAGCUCGAUACAUUUCGCGCCAAACACUUUAAGAAACAUUAGAAUGCGUCACACCGACAUUCUAAUGUAAAAAGAAAAAUAGAAUAAUUUAACUUAAGACUAGGCUGUAUGGGCAUUGUUCCCCUUGCCUUCCCUGAAAAGGGAGAACUUAACCAAAAAAAAAGUGGUUUUUUUUGGCGGGAUUUCGUCGAGUGCGGUUGGCGUCUUAAUUUAAUUAUUCUUAAAUUCGUUCAUGGGGGAUAUUGUGAAAUAAAAUUGGUGUGGUUUUGUGUAACAACCGUCUGCGUAACUGAAGAAUUAGUGGAAUCGUUAAAAUAUACGCUAUUCCGGUCAAGUGGACGUGAGAAUUUUAUUGUAGUGUUGACUACCUCACAGAAGCUUAUCGAAAAAGCCAACUCGAUACAUUUCGUGCCAAACACUCCAAGAAACAUUAGAAUGUGUCACACUAAUAAUAACUAACAUUCUAAUGGUAAAACAAAAAGAAGAUUAAUUUAAUUAAAGACUAGGAUGUAUGGGCAUUGUUCCCUUUGCCUUCCCCAAAAACGGGAGAACUUCAACAAAAAAUAAAAAUAAUCAUUUCAUUUCUUUGAUUCUUUAGAUAAAAAAUGACAACAACUCAAAAAUUGUGUAUUAAAUCAACCAGAAGUUAUGAAUAAAACCUUAAGAGUAGUUUUAUUCAAUGUGGCUAGAUUCAGCAGACUGAAAGCGACCUGGACCGGUGUAAGUCUACCUAAAACUCGACGGAAAGUUCGUUCAAGAAUAGAUAUGGACCUCAAACAUCGAGAAAAUCCUGUGGUCACUAAAUUGGACUCACCAGAAUUUAAGAGUAUAUUUACCUCUGAAGUUCAAGAGUUAAGAAGAUUGUUUGAUAAAUAUAAUUACGAAAUCAGAAUUGCUGGGGGAGCUGUAAGAGACCUUCUUCUGGGGCAAAAGCCUAAAGAUUUAGAUUUUGCUACUGUAGCAACACCACAGCAGAUGAAGGAUAUGUUUACAGUUGAGAAUGUCAGAAUGAUUAACAUGAACGGAGAGAAACAUGGCACAAUUACACCAAGAAUUAAUGAUAAAGAAAACUUUGAAGUGACCACAUUAAGGAUAGAUAUGGUCACAGAUGGUCGUCAUGCUGAAGUAGAGUUCACGACUGAUUGGAAGUUAGAUGCUAACAGAAGAGAUUUGACUAUAAAUUCAAUGUUCCUGGGUUUUGAUGGAUCUGUUUAUGAUUACUUUUUUGGGUAUGAAGAUUUACAGAAAAGAAGAGUUGCAUUUGUGGGUGACGCAGAUGUAAGAGUGAAAGAAGACUAUUUGAGAAUAAUGAGAUAUUUCCGUUUUUAUGGUAAAAUUGCAGAGUACCCUAAUCGUCAUGAAGAGGACACUCUUAAAGUACUUAAAAACAAUGUGGACGGAUUGCAAAAUAUCUCUGGGGAAAGAAUUUGGGUUGAACUCAAAAAAACUUUGCAAGGAAAUUUUGUUGGGAAUCUAUUAAAAACCAUGCUGGAUGUGGGAGUUGGACCCUACAUUGGAUUACCGCAAAAUACAGACAUAACAGAACUGAACAUUGUCCUGAAACGUGCAGAGCAUUUAGCUUUGCACCCAGUGAGUUACUUAGUAGCAUUAUUAAAAGAUAUAGAUGAUGUUACAGUAUUGUAUGACAGGUUAAAGUUCUCUGGCUAUGACCGUGACAUGGCUUACUUUCUGGUUGAAAAUAGAAAAGAUCAAGUGUCAGAUAGGCCAUUAUUACCUUAUGAGAAAUUAGUGCUGAAUACGAAGAUAAAACAGCAAAAUGCUAUAGAUUACGUAAAAGAAGUUCUGAAAUAUAAAGGUGAAGAGACUCUAUUAAAACAAUUCAGUAAUUGGAAAAUACCACAAUUUCCAGUAAGUGGUAAAAUCUUGAAGGAAAAUGGUGUCCCCCCUGGAAAGAUGUAUGGUCCAAUUAUUAUGAAAUUAAAAAACAUUUGGAUUGAGUCAGAAUACAAACAGACUGCUGAGGAUCUUAUAAAAAUUUUACCAGAUAUAAUACAAGAGGUACAUAAAAAUAAAAACAAUCAAUAGGUACCAUUUUUUUAUUACUGUUAGCAAAUAAACAUUAUUUAAUAUACAAGUUCAAUCUCCAAAAAAUAUAUAUUUUAAACUAUAUACCUAUUACAUAGCAAUUCAUUGUCAAACCUAUAAAAUGAUGUGUAGUUGCAAUGAUUAUCAUUUUCAAACAUGUUAUGAAGUAAAUGUUAAAGUAUGAUGCUCUUUUAAAUACUAUCCUCUGUUUGAGUUGAUCCAUAUGGUACAUAUUUGUUACAUCCAUCAUCAUCAUCUCUAUGUUCCAUAAAACAUCUUUUGCAGAAUAAAUAACGACAACCUAAGCAUCUCAUUUUGGCAUCUUCAUUGCAAAUUUCACAAAAUGGUAACUCCUCAUUUUGUGAUGGCGAUGAUAUAUCAUCUUCUGCUAAUAGAGAUGAUUCUACC
This is a messenger RNA of Chilo suppressalis (striped riceborer), 2668 nucleotides long. The record is from the annotation of a GenBank genome assembly. NCBI's taxonomy places the organism in Eukaryota, Metazoa, Arthropoda, Insecta, Lepidoptera, Crambidae.